AUGUCUACCAAGCAACCUGCGAUCUCUCUUUUAUACGGAUUUGUUGUAAAUGUCAUCUCUGCUCUUCGUCCCUAUGCUCCCCAGCUUGUUCCAAUUCUAGUUUUUGCAUUUUUUGUUCCCCUUGCCAUCCUUCUCUCGGCUUUUGCGGGUUACAUCGUCUGGACAAAUCUCUCAGUCAGUUGGGAAUCUCCGCUCCAUUUCCAGUACGGCGAUGGUGUGCCGCCUUAUGCGCAGCUCAUUAUACCGUCCUUGGUCCCCACUCAGCGUUAUGACGUCGCCGUCAACUUGCUACUCCCCGCUUCCCAAUCAAAUUUGGCGCUUGGAAACUUCAUGACCACCCUCACGCUUUCCACGCUUGCUAACAAGACCAUCGCCUCUGUCCGUCGCCCGGCAAUCGCCGUCGCCUCACGUUCGGCCUUCUUUUUCACAAGUUCAAAUCUUGUUCGUCUCCAAAUACCCCUGUUGUCGUCGUUUGUUGCCGGUUCCUCUUCUUUGGCAGCAACUGUUGAAGUAGGUAGACGCGAUGGCUGGACCAGCCUCGCAGAGGGACAAGGUCGUGAACUGAGCGUCCUAUCCGCCUCAUUGCAAGGUUUGGCCGUUCCACAUGGUGUUCGAGGUCUCGCAAUUCGCUUUCCAUUGACAGCUUCUUUGCUCGCUGCAUUCCUCUUUCUUGCUAUUCUGGCCCUUAUUCUUGGGUCGUGCACCUUGCCCAGCGUCAUACGCAUUUCACUCCAACAACUUGACAACGCAAAGACCUAUCCGCGGAUCAAAUCUGAACCUCUGCGUCCAAUCUCUGAAGUUAAACCUACUCGAAGGAGAAGAAAGUCACGUUCUAGCAGAAGCUCCAGUGAAAGAAGGAAGGUCAAAGCGGAAGCACCGUCCAUCACCAUCCCGCCACCCACAGCUGGUGCGACGGAUCGACUACGCCGUCGUCCAUCGUCUUCAAAGGGGACAGACGGAUUUUCGGACUCAGAUUCGUAG
This is a messenger RNA of Laccaria bicolor S238N-H82, 981 nucleotides long. RefSeq lists its product as uncharacterized. Gene Ontology annotation, biological process: lipid storage; lipid droplet organization. The transcript is spliced from 5 exons. Lineage: Eukaryota; Fungi; Basidiomycota; Agaricomycetes; Agaricales; Hydnangiaceae. Bases 1 to 981 code for a protein of 326 amino acids. The record is from RefSeq and is a predicted model, not a curated record. Gene Ontology annotation, cellular component: endoplasmic reticulum membrane.